AUGGACCAGCAUGAUUGUACGACCAGUGUGCGCAACUGCCUGCAACGAGCCUGGAAUUGGAUCCGGGGGCCAGUAAUACAGAUCAUACGUCUUGGGAUCUCAGUGGCCUUGUACAUUGCUGACCUGGUCACUGACAUAAUGUUGGCACUCCAGUAUCACAACAGUGGGGAUUAUGUCUGGUUCUGUUUGACAAUGGCAUUUGUGAUAGCUCCAACAAUAAUUGUGAAUAUUGUCUCAGCAGUAAUGUUCAGAAAUUUUAAUCACAGAGAUAACACACUGAAUGUACGUCUAGGUUUUCGAAUUCAGUACCUGACACAUUUCCUGCAGUUGGGAAUGUUCCUGCAGUAUAUUAAUCUCUUCUGUCUGUUGUGGAGGGGCCAAGGUCUUGGUGACCAUGUGGAGUUUGGAGUUUCUGAUCUUGAAAUGUUGGAAGCCAUUUUGGAGAGUAUCCCUCAACUCUGUAUACAGAUUCACAUCGCCAUUACAGAUGAACAGGUCAGUCAUAUGAGCUGGCUUAAAGUCUUCAGCAUGGUAAUAUCACUGUUAGCAGCAGUCAAAGCUGUGGUCAUGUUUUGGUACUUUGGCAACAAAAAGACACACGAAAAUAAGAGAUUUACAAAAUGUACAUGUGACAGUAAGACUCAGGUAUGGAUUAAAUCUAUACACUUCACAUUGUGGAAGGUAGUUGAAUUGUUUGUUCGUGUAGUAGCUAUAGGGAUGUGCACUUCUGGCUUUCAGCAUCAGGCUGAAUACAUUAUAUAUUUUGUCUGUUACAACUUACUACAUUGGUUGAUACUCACAAUCAUUUACACAUAUCUGGAAACUGACACUGUCUCCUUCAAUGGGAUAUUUCUUGGCUGUUUACAUAUGUUUAUGGGUUUGUUCAGCAUGACACUCUCUUUGAGAUACAGCAUCACUUUCUGGGUGAACACCAUGCUGACGUUGGCAGGCAACAUCACCAUGGUGACUUUGUGGUAUAACUUGAGGGAAGGACAGUAUGUCAAGAUCACCUUAGUGCUUAUGCUCAUCGGACUUGCUUCAUGGUCCCUCAGGCGCCAGGAUACAAACGUCUAA
Branchiostoma floridae (Florida lancelet) is the source of this 1074-nucleotide messenger RNA. Its product is annotated as XK-related protein 6-like. The transcript has 2 exons. NCBI's taxonomy places the organism in Eukaryota, Metazoa, Chordata, Leptocardii, Amphioxiformes, Branchiostomatidae. Gene Ontology annotation, cellular component: plasma membrane. The record is from RefSeq and is a predicted model, not a curated record. Gene Ontology annotation, biological process: phosphatidylserine exposure on apoptotic cell surface; engulfment of apoptotic cell; apoptotic process involved in development. Bases 1 to 1074 code for a protein of 357 amino acids.